Trichosurus vulpecula (common brushtail) is the source of this 2267-nucleotide messenger RNA. RefSeq names its product surfeit 6 (gene SURF6). The transcript is spliced from 5 exons. Gene Ontology annotation, biological process: ribosomal large subunit biogenesis; ribosomal small subunit biogenesis. Lineage: Eukaryota; Metazoa; Chordata; Mammalia; Diprotodontia; Phalangeridae. Bases 233 to 1309 code for a protein of 358 amino acids. Gene Ontology annotation, molecular function: DNA binding; RNA binding. Gene Ontology annotation, cellular component: nucleolus. The record is from RefSeq and is a predicted model, not a curated record.
ACUCAGCGGCCGGCUUCCUAGACGCGGACAAUCGAGCACAGCUCUCCCAUGACUCUGCCUCGGCUGUCUUCUAGUCCUGCCUGCCCAUGUGGAUUUUCCAGGGGAGGAGUGACCGCGCGUGUGCCAGAGGCCGGUUCAGGAACAGUGGAAAAACUCUUCCAGGCACCCCCUAUGCCUCUGAAGGGGCAGUUGAAGUUUUCCAACAGGAUUCAGUGAUUCCUUCCCUUUCCUAAUGGCAUCACUGGUGGCCAAAGACUCCUACCUGCAGAAUCUAGCUAAGAAAAUCUGUUCCCAGCAGACCGCGGAGCCACAGAAACGAAAAUGGGUUCCCAAACCUGGUGAUCUAGAAACCAGUGGGCCCCCAAAGAAGAAGAAGAAGAAGAAGAAGGAGCAGAAAAAGAAAUUCCAGAAGCAGGAUGAAAAGGCUAAGAAUGUCCAGAAUAAGCCCUCUGACAGCAAGCAAUCUGAAGCUCCUAGCACCAAGAAACCUGCAGUCACCGUGGGGAAGGCAGGUUCCAGCUCCAGUGCAGGCUCCACAGUUGUUCCUACAAGCAAGCCGGGCUCCUUCCUGGCCAUGGACAUUCUGCGCCAGCGGCUACAUGAGAAAAUUCAGGAAGCCAGUGGUCAGGGCCACACCAAAGACCUGUCUCCUGCAGCACUGGAGAAGAGGCAGCGGAGGAAACAGGAACGGGAGAGGAAGAAGCGGAAACGCAAGGAGCUCAGGGCCAAGGAGAAGGCAGCCAAGGCUGAAGCCAAAGCCGAAGUCAAGGAGACUAACCCAGAGCCCCCGAAGGGGGUUCCACAGGGCCUGACCGAACUGGUAUUCAACAAGCUGGAGGUAAGUGAGGGGCCAGUCAGUAAGGCCCAGAAGAAGAAGGAAAAGAGGCAGCGUGUGAAGGGGAACCUGACCCCCCUGACGGGAAAGAACUAUAAACAGUUGUUGGAGCGUGUGCAGGCCCGCAAGAACAAGCUCGAGGAGCUGAAGGAACAGGAUGAGGAGAAGGCGAGGGAGAUGGAGACCAAAAUGAAGUGGACAAACCUUCUGUACAAGGCUGAAGGUGUGAAAAUCCGAGACAACGAAGAGCUUCUGAAGGCAGCCUUGAAACGCAAGGAGAAGCGCCGGGCCCAGAGGAAGCGGCAGUGGGAGAAGCGCACGGCCCAUGUGGUAGAGAAGAUGCAGCAGCGGCAGGACAAGCGGCGCCGGAACCUGCGCAAGAAGAAGGUGGCCAAGAUAGAGCGCCGCAAAGCCAAGGCUCGCAAGAAGGGCCGCAUUCUGCCUGAGGACCUAGAGAAGGCUGGGCUCAACUGAGGGAUGGGGAGACUCUCCCACCACUGCAGGAGACCUAUCUCUCUAACUGUAGCCAUGCAUUUUCUCUAGGCUCUGGAUUCCUGCCUAUGGCUGCCUUAUGCAGCAGAGAGAGAGGCAUUUCUGUGUGUGAGGCACCAUGCCAGGAACUGGAGAGUCAGUGACAAAAACUAAAAAAUUGUCUGUCCUCAAGGAGUUUCUUUAAGAUGCAGCUCAAGUCUUCCAUAAAACCUUUGGCUUAAAUGCUAUCCUCCUAGCUUUCUGUGCAGGUGGUUGCUUCUGGUACCUUUUUUUCCCUCACCUCCAUUCCUUCCCCGUUCCUCACUUCCCAAUAACCCUCAGCCCAUCUCUAGGGCCCCCAAACUGGGUGACACAAGAGCCUGACAUCUGUCCCAGCAGGGUACAGUACCCUGAAUGGUAUAUAGGGGCUGCUUGUAGGUUCUCCAGUCCUGUAGGAAGUUUCCAUAGCUGGUCUAGGAGUAUAGAACAGAUCGUGGAUUUCUUAAACUUCUUGGACUCCAGAGAAGCCAAUAGAAAACCCAGGUUGAAAAAAUAUUUUUUUUAAUCUUUUUUUUUAUUGUGAAUUAGACAAGCAUCAGCAAACAUAAACAUUUUCCAUAUUGAAAAAAGAACAGGAAAAGAGGAUCAUAUAUGAAACUAUGAAUCUCUGUUGUACUUAGUAGUGGUUAAAUCUUAAGACAAAUGGUGGUUACAUGAUCCAGGACUGAUUUAAGCAUGAGGGAAACCUCUCUAAUAUUUCCUUCCAGGAGACAUGUUGGCCAUCGGUUGGAUGGAAUAAUCCCAUUGGAAAGCCAAUUGGAGAAUUCAGUUAGGUCCUUUAACCUAUCUUUUCCUCUCCCAAUUACCGCAGGAGCUUGUUGGACCAACCUGCUUGGAUCUCAUGUAGGAUGGAAAUAAUUGUGUUUGGGAAGUUUCAAAAUAAACAAGUAGAUGCUCUUGA